AUGGCCCCCGCCAAGUGGCUGAUGCACUGGCACCCGAACCCUGGGGUGACGCUCAACACCCAGAUCCUGUCGGAGGCCUGCGGCUGCGCGGAGUCCCUCGGCGGCACCAAGGACGGCCGCUGGAAGACCUCCAUCAUCUUCUACCGCCCGAUGACGCGGGACGGCGCGGGCGGGGCGCAGCAGAACCUGCCCCCCGACGUGCCCCGCGAGCUCCUCGGCGUCGCGCUCCACGAGCGCCCCGGGCUCUACUUCUCCAUCCUCCGGAACCAGCGCCUCGUCCUGCAGGCGGACGCUGCCUUCUCCCAGGUCAUGGAGAAGCUCCAGUCCUUCAAGGCCCGCGUCAACCUCAACUUCGAGGGAUUCCAGUAUCAACUGGGUGACUUUUGCUUGAGGAUAGGAAAAUGUGUUCCUAACAAUACUGAAACACUGAGAGGAAUCAUGAUGGAGGUAGAGUAUUACCCCCUGUCUUCUAUCGAAAAGUCCAGGGCAAUUAUGGUAGACUUCUUUGACAUAUGGCAGGAAACACUCGCAAAGAAGUCGCUGCCUGGUCGAUUCAUCCAUGUAGAAUCUAAUUUCGCAGAGUAUGGCCUUUCCGACCAUUACUCUUUCCAGCACACCGCAGUUCAGUACGCUACCUGCUUGCAACAACUCAUGGCAGCUGUGAGGGCUUAG
Triticum turgidum subsp. durum (durum wheat) is the source of this 672-nucleotide messenger RNA. Lineage: Eukaryota; Viridiplantae; Streptophyta; Magnoliopsida; Poales; Poaceae. The record is from the annotation of a GenBank genome assembly.